UUCAAAGUAGUAGAAUCGAUUAUCUUUAAAUAGCAGCCGUAUUCCACUCUUCACUCCACCACAUCGCUUACACUCUUCUUAUUCCUUCUCUCAAAUACACUUCUAACAACCAUUAUUAAAAUCAUCAUUAAUCUUCAAAAGCACUUCACAAAAUCAACAACCACGGCAAAUUUAAGGGACCCAAACACGCCCUUAACUAUUUUCACUCAAUUAGAUAUCAGGUACAGAACGACACCGUUAUGGCGAAUGAAGAGUCAACAAACAGCGUCGUUUUGUUCGGGAAAUACGAAAUUGGAAGAUUAUUAGGUGUUGGUGCAUCAGCGAAGGUGUAUCAUGCGACCAACAUUGAAACAGGGAAGAGCGUGGCAGUGAAAGUGAUCAGCAAGAAGAAACUCAUCAACAAUGGAGAAUUCGCUGCUAACAUUGAACGUGAGAUCUCAAUUCUCCGCCGUCUUCAUCACCCGAAUAUCAUCGAUCUCUUCGAAGUCCUCGCUUCGAAGAGCAAAAUCUACUUCGUCGUGGAGUUCGCUGAAGCUGGUGAACUCUUCGAAGAAGUAGCCAAGAAAGAAAAGCUUACAGAAGAUCAUGCAAGAAGAUACUUCCGGCAACUUAUCUCCGCCGUGAAACACUGUCACUCUCGCGGUGUUUUUCACCGUGAUCUUAAAUUGGAUAAUCUUUUACUUGAUGAGAAUGAUAAUCUCAAAGUAACGGAUUUUGGUUUAAGCGCGGUUAAAAAUCAGAUCCGACCCGACGGGUUGCUUCACACCGUUUGUGGGACGCCGUCCUACGUGGCACCGGAGAUUCUUGCGAAGAAAGGCUAUGAAGGUGCCAAAGCUGAUGUUUGGUCUUGCGGCGUUGUUUUGUUUACUGUUACUGCAGGGUAUUUACCGUUUAAUGAUUAUAAUGUUACUGUGCUUUAUAGAAAAAUUUACCGUGGUCAAUUUCGGUUUCCAAAAUGGAUGUCAUGUGAUCUGAAGAAUCUCUUAUCACGUAUGUUGGAUACAAAUCCCAAGACGAGGAUAAGUGUUGAUGAGAUUCUUGAAGACCCGUGGUUCAGCUCGGGUGGAUACAAGCUAGACCGAGUUUUGGUUAAGAGUCAAAUGGAAGAGAGUCGGACUGGGUUUAAAUCAUUAAACGCGUUUGACUUGAUUUCAUUUUCAACUGGGUUAGAUAUGUCGGGUAUGUUCGAGGAAAAUGUAGGUUUGAGUUUAGUCGAACGGGUUGUUUCGGCCAAGCUACCGGAGAGGAUUGUGAAGAGGGUUGAGGAGGUGGUGGGAACUAAGGUGGUGGUGAAAAGAUUGAAGAAUGGUGGUGGGGCAAGGUUGGAAGGGCAAGAAGGUAAUUUGAUUGCUCUUGUUGUGAUUUACCAGUUAACGGAAGAAUUGGUUGUUGUUGAAAUGAAGAAGCGUGGAAAAGGGGAUGAAUAUAACGCGCAAUUGUGGAAAAAUAAAUUGCGACCUUUGCUUGUUGAGUUGGCUGAAAAACAGGAAGUACCGGUUUCUCGGUAACUUCUUUUUUUUUUUCGUUUUCUUUUAGAUGAUUUGGAUUAUUAUUUAGAAUCUCUUGUUUUUGUUUGUAUAUGGUGGUACCAAGUACCAACAUCUGCAUUGAUAAAUUCCGUGAAAAAAUAAAAUAAUAAUCCAUUGAUGAAAACAAUUCAUUGUUAUUGUUUUGUUGAUUA
This is a messenger RNA of Medicago truncatula (barrel medic), 1681 nucleotides long. RefSeq names its product CBL-interacting serine/threonine-protein kinase 11. Gene Ontology annotation, molecular function: protein serine/threonine kinase activity; ATP binding. The record is from RefSeq and is a predicted model, not a curated record. Lineage: Eukaryota; Viridiplantae; Streptophyta; Magnoliopsida; Fabales; Fabaceae. Gene Ontology annotation, biological process: protein phosphorylation; signal transduction. The transcript has a single exon. Bases 240 to 1508 code for a protein of 422 amino acids.